Molecule: messenger RNA, 701 nt
Organism: Triticum dicoccoides
Lineage: Eukaryota; Viridiplantae; Streptophyta; Magnoliopsida; Poales; Poaceae
Product: actin-depolymerizing factor 4-like
Exons: 2
Biological process (GO): actin filament depolymerization
Cellular component (GO): actin cytoskeleton
Molecular function (GO): actin binding
Source: RefSeq, a predicted model, not a curated record
CUUUGUUUAUGCGCCCAGGCAAACGCUUCAUCAGGAGCUGGGAUCCAUGAUGACUGCAAGCUGAGGUUCGUGGAGCUCAAGUCCAAGAGGAUGCACCGCUUCAUAACCUACAGGCUGGAGAACCAGAAGGAGGUCAUUGUGGACCAAACUGGGGAGCGUGAGGCAACCUAUGAGGACUUCACCAAGACCCUCCCUGAGAACGACUGCCGAUUCGCAGUGUUUGACUUCGACUUCACCACCCCGGAGGAUGUGCCCAAGAGCAGGAUCUUCUAUAUCUUCUGGUCCCCGGACACGGCAAAGGUGAGGAGCAAGAUGACGUACGCGAGCACCAACGAGAAGUUCAAGAGGACCCUGGACGGCAUCCAGAUCGAGAUGCAGGCCACCGACCCCAGCGAAAUGAGCCUCGACGUGAUCAAGGAGCGCGCGCACUAAGGCAGAUCAUCCAAUGCCCUCGCAAUAUGGAUUUAUGUCAAAUAUAGAUUUGGCGGUGUGACUCUUGAAACUUUCUUGAUGAUUUGUGGCUUUGUUACCGUGUCGAAAGGCCCUCCUCCCGUGGUCCGUGUGGCCACGGAGGGCUUGCUCUAUCAUGUAAUCUGUUCUUUUUCUUGUGCCCAUUGAUAUGCCGGGCCUUAUGCUGCUGCACUGCACUGUUCUUCCAAGUUACGGUUAUAAAUAAUUAAAUGUUCUGUUUGGAUUCGUCA